Messenger RNA from Penicillium argentinense, 303 nucleotides. RefSeq lists its product as uncharacterized. The transcript has a single exon. The coding region runs from base 1 to 303 and encodes 100 amino acids. The record is from RefSeq and is a predicted model, not a curated record. NCBI's taxonomy places the organism in Eukaryota, Fungi, Ascomycota, Eurotiomycetes, Eurotiales, Aspergillaceae.
AUGUCUCACGAGGCGUCGCAAAUCCUCGGCGAUCCCGCCCCCGUUGGCAGUGCGUGUGUCCGUGGCACAGUCGGCGGCUUUCCCCCUGGCCUUGCGCGGCGUGGGCGUAAACGCUGUCAACCAUGGGACGACUCGGCGGCACCCCUGGGACUGGUCGUCGGGGGUUCCUCUGCGCCGAACAGUUGGAUGGAUUCUAACCGGGGGGAUUGGUGUGCGAUGGCCCACCGAACCGAUCAGGAGGUUCGCAGCGGUGGAGACGCGGAGAUGAUGAGAGCUGAUGAUACGUACAACGGAGUUGGAUGA